UUUCCAGAUUUCUUUGGUGAGAUAUCUUUAGGAUAUUUAUUGGAUAUUUUUCAUAUAAUUGUCUAAUGUUUCUGGGAUGUUUCAGCUUCUGUUUACUCUGUUACCGUCUAGCCUAUACUCUGGAUGACGUAUUACCGGUGUGAUGUAUGAAGAGAUGAUGUUCCAGUCUAUCCAGUGUUUGAGUAGCUUGAGCCAGACUACAGAAUACCUCUGCUUCUGCUGCACAGAUGUUGUUCGUUCUUUUCUUUAAUCUGUCUCUCUGUAGUCAUCUAACUUUAUGGAAGAGUGAAACUAAAUCAGAGGAGUGUCCCUUUAACCUCUCUCUCUCUCAGGCUUUCCCCAUUCUCACUUCCUCCAUCUCCAGCUCCCACCCCCAUCUUCCCCUCUCUCUCUCCCCACACUGGGGCGUGUGUAAUCGGGGGAGGUGUAAGGACAUGUGUGCCCCUCCUCUUCUUCUUAAUGUCUGGAUAAUAGCUGGUGUAAAGUGGAUUUGAACUUGCAGCCGGUGCUGAGAGGAGGAAGAGGAGGAAGAGGUCCGAGCAGCAGAGAAGCUGAAACGAGCUGUCAGACUUUGUUGGUUUUAGGACAUCCAGGGAUUUCUUUUGGAAAAGUCUGAAGUGAUAAAACAGAAGCAACUGGAUUUUCUUUGCACUCUUGGAUUUACAAGAUCGUGUUGAGAUGAUUCCUCACAUCCUCACACACCUGCUCUGCCUGGUGUGUCUGAGUUCUGCUCGUCCUCAACCAGCAGCACCACUGAGCCCAAUGAAGAUGCAGAAGAACUCCCCAGCGUCUGGUUCUCUGGCGGGCCGGGUGGAGCUGCCGUGCCACAUCGCCAUCACGCCAGUUUCUCCCAGCAGCACGACACUCGCUCCAUCGCACGCCCUCCCAACGCCUCCCACCACGCCGAGUCCUGAGGAGGAGCUGAGGAUCAAGUGGACCAAGCUGGAGGAGGGGGUGGAGAAGGUGGUGCUGGUGGCCCAGGGAGGGGUGGUGAAGGUGGGGCAGGACUACCUGCGCAGGGUGUCGCUGCCCAGCUACCCGCUGUCGAUCGGGGACGCCUCCCUGACGAUUGUGAAGCUCAGGGCCAGUGAUGCGGGGCUUUACCGCUGUGAGGUCAUGCACGGGAUGGAGGAUAUCCAGCACACCGUCAGCCUGCGCGUCACCGGUGUGGUGUUCCACUACCGAGCCAACACCAGCCGCUACACUCUGGAUUUCCCCGCGGCUGUGGAGGCGUGUCGCGCUGCAGGCGCCGCCAUCGCUACACCCGAACAACUCACGGCCGCGUUUGAGGACGGCUUGGACCAAUGUGAUGCAGGCUGGCUCUCCGACCAGACGGUCAGGUACCCGAUCACGGCGCCCCGUCCCGGCUGUGCAGGAAAUCUGAUGAGCCGACCAGGAGUGAGAACGUACGGCAUCCGCGAGCCCUCGGAGCUAUACGACGCGUACUGCUACGUAGAUGAACUACACGGCGACGUCUUCCACCCUCCGUCCGUCCGCGAUAAGCUCACCCUGCAGCAGUCCAGAGACGAGUGUGAGAAGCACGACGCCGUGCUGGCGUCCCCCGGUCAGCUGUUCGCUGCGUGGAGGGCUGGGCUGAACCGCUGCGACUACGGCUGGCUGGCGGACGGCAGCGUCCGCUACCCGGUCACCGUCCCCAGGCAGCAGUGUGGAGGAGGCCUGCUGGGGGUCCGCACGCUCUACAAGUACGAUAACCAGACCGGCUACCCGGACCCCACCGAACGCCACGCACUGUACUGCUUCAAGGAACUCCUGCCCUGCUCGACCAACGUCUGUCAUCAUGGAGGCUCCUGUUACAAAAAACACACACAACAUAUCUGUGUCUGUGCACCUGGAUACACCGGGCAGCUCUGUGAAACAGAUGUUGAUGAGUGCCGGUCUAACCCCUGUCUGAACGGAGCCACCUGUCUGGACGGAGUCGACUCCUUCAGCUGCCUCUGUCUGCCCAGCUACUCGGGACGGCUCUGUGAACGAGACAUUGAGGUUUGUGGUUUUGGUUGGCAGAAGUUUCAGUCUCACUGUUAUAAAUACUUCACCCACCGGCGGACGUGGGACGCUGCUGAGAGGGAGUGUCGGCUGCACGGCGCCCACCUGGCCAGCAUCCUGUCACAGGAGGAGCAGCAGUUUGUCAACCGUCUGGGCAGCGACUACCAGUGGCUCGGCCUCAACGACAAGAUGUUUGAGAGAGACUUCAGAUGGACCGAUGGAAACCCGAUGCAAUACGACCACUGGAGGCCCAACCAGCCCGACAGCUUCUUCCAGUCCGGAGAGGACUGUGUGGUGAUGAUCUGGCACGAGGGAGGCCAGUGGAACGACGUGCCCUGCAACUAUCACCUGACCUUCACCUGCAAGAAGGGCACAGUCUCAUGUGGGCAGCCCCCCGUGGUGAAGGAUACCCGCGUGUUCGGUGCCGUGAAGCCUCGCUACGAGAUCAACGCGCUGCUCCGCUAUCACUGUGAACCGGGCUUCAUCCAGAGACACCCCCCCACCGUACGCUGCCGAGCCAACGGCCAAUGGGACGAGCCCAAAGUCACCUGCACAAGCCCCGCCACCUACCACAAGUCGUUGACUCUGCGGCGCCCUAACCACCACGUCCAUCACCCGAAGAGCGCUCAGAAACCCGAUCAGAACCAGGAGCAGCAGCAGAGUUACAGCGUCUUCCAGAGCUUCUGGAACCCGUUCCAGAGGGAGAAGAGGCAGCAAACCCACGACGAGGACCGGAUGAGGCACUGAUCGGGGGUUUGUGAGUCAGCUCCGCGGCGGCGAGCGAACACGGCGGGCUCGCCGGAGGCAUCGAUAGACGGUAGAGAUGCACUGAACUGUCUAUCGAUGGCUCUCUAAAGGACGAGGGGGACGUGUUUCACCACAACACCGUCCCCCCAGAAACACUCCAGGAUCUGAACCGUCACACUAGAGACGACUUAGUUUCAUUAUAUCAGGACACGACGCUCAACGCUCCAUCAUCACUCUGACCUCCAUCUGACCUCCAUAAGGUGUGAAGAGGGUCUAGACCAGCGGUCAGCAACCUGCAGCUCUUCAGCUCCUCUCCAGCGGCUCCCUGUGGACUUACAAACAUGGAAACUCUUCUUUUGUUUACAUCUUCAUUUUUAUUUAUCAUUGUUGUAGGUCUCUGGUACGACGGUACGACGGUACGACGGUACGUCGGAGUAUUAGGGCCACAUUGAGGAAAAAAAUAUUUUGGGGAUUACGAGAAUAAAGUC
This is a messenger RNA of Sebastes umbrosus (honeycomb rockfish), 3239 nucleotides long. Its product is annotated as versican core protein-like. Lineage: Eukaryota; Metazoa; Chordata; Actinopteri; Perciformes; Sebastidae. Gene Ontology annotation, biological process: cell adhesion. The record is from RefSeq and is a predicted model, not a curated record. Gene Ontology annotation, molecular function: calcium ion binding; hyaluronic acid binding.